Molecule: messenger RNA, 1913 nt
Organism: Austrofundulus limnaeus
Lineage: Eukaryota; Metazoa; Chordata; Actinopteri; Cyprinodontiformes; Rivulidae
Product: trypsin
Exons: 6
Coding region: 836-1633 (265 amino acids)
Biological process (GO): proteolysis
Molecular function (GO): serine-type endopeptidase activity
Source: RefSeq, a predicted model, not a curated record
UCUUAUACGAGCCGUCAGGCUUCGACAGGUAGACGUCCCAGUCGGACCCAAACUGGUUGAAACGAGGAAGAAAACUGGUCACCAGAGCCUUGGCUCAGGAAACACCUGGCAGCAGGAGGCCACACGAAGCUGUCUCUCCCAUUCUGCCGGAUGAAACAUCAAUUAUUCAGCUCCCUGUAGAUGUGGGACAAGAGGAGGUCAGGAGACUUUCUCCCUUCACGCUGUGGAGGAUUGGGACUUGCCAGAUGGCUCAUCGUAAUCAUCAUCAUUGUCGUGGAGCUCAUAACGAGUUCUUAUCGUCGCCGACACACGGCUUCGGAGAUGGCUGAUGAGUCACGCAGACGCACUCGUGUGUCAAACACCUCUGUGUGAUUUCCACUCAGAUGUGAACGUACCAACACACACACACACACACACACACAGACACAAAAACCACACAGGAGGCCGCUGAGACAUUUCAACAGGGAUAAUCCUGGAUGAUGAAACACAGCGCACUGAUACAGUAUAGAAGAACCUGAGGCACAGCAGCUCACCUUGCCCUGGCAACAACAUAAGGCCUUUCCACAAGUCAGAAGGGGUCAGAAGACAGACAAAGGUCUGAUAGAGGAGACUCUGAAUGUGAACUUUGUUUUGCCUUUUCCUCUCUCGUUCCCUCUCAACGAGUGAGACAGUGGUGGGUCUUGCUGCUGCACGAUGCCGUACAAUGAAAUUAAAAACUUUUCUUUCCUUUUUUAUAGGAUAAAUCUUGAUGGGACUGACCCUGCAGCUUCUGAAGAGAAAUGAAAAGGCAGUCUGAGCUGGCGGAGAGGCUGAAGUGCUGCUACGGUGUGAGAUAAUGAACCUGCUCAUGUGUUUGUGUUGUGUGUUCCUGGAUCUAACAACAGUCUAUAGCUGUGUGUUUAUGCAGGAGCGCAUCGUAGGCGGUCACCCAGCUGCACCAAACUCCAUCAGGUACAUGGUGUCACUGCAGACCUCUUACGGCCAACACUUCUGUGGGGGAUCCCUGGUUCACCGGUACUGGGUUCYGACCGCGGCGCACUGUAACAUCGGGGCAGACCAGAUGCUGAUAGUUGCAGGCAACAACAGAGUGAAUACGUUCGAGGGCACUGAGCAGUAUGCUAAAGCCCACAGGCUGCUCAUUCAUCCACUGUACAACAGAAGCACCAACAAUGCUGAUAUCAUGCUCAUUAAGCUGCGGGGCCCUAUGAUCCUGAACAAGUUUGUGGCCUUGGCGCCUCUUCCCAGACAGGGAACGGGCGUGGUCGAAGGUCAGACAUGUCGGGUGUCUGGGUGGGGCUACGACGGCGCAGGCGGAGGCCAGGUCCCGAUGAUGCUCAGGACCGUCACGGUGCCCGUGGUCUCAGCGGCMAGAUGCAACAGCAGCGACUCGUUUGAUGGAAACAUUACAGCAAACAUGAUCUGUGCUGGAGACCAKGCUGGGGGGAAAGAUGCAUGCAAGGGGGACUCGGGCGGGCCRCUGGUGUGCAGGGGCCGGGUGUACGGCCUGGUUUCGUGGGGCAAGGGCUGCGGCGACACCAAGUAUCCCGGGGUGUACACCGCCGUGUCCAGGUUCCGCCGCUGGAUCGACCAGACCAUCUACGGGUCGCAUCUACGCUGCUCCAGGUACAGAUAGAGGCUGAAGAGCGGGAAAUAACAUUUCACCUGGGAAAUGGGACAACUGAUGUGAACCAGCUGGUUCAGAUGCAGCGUCGCAUCUAAAACUCUCCUGAUGAUUCCUGUUUAAAAAGUCAUYGUUCUAACAAAGCAGCCGCUACUUGAAGAUUAAUCUUUUAGAGCAAUUUGAGAAACAGCUUCAGCCAGUCAUGGACCGUGAGGAAAAAAAAAAUCACUUUUAAGAAAAUUAACAUAUAGAGAAGAUGAUGAAUUGUGAGCUUCUCAGACAUUUGUAACAA